Rhodofomes roseus is the source of this 705-nucleotide messenger RNA. RefSeq lists its product as uncharacterized. The record is from RefSeq and is a predicted model, not a curated record. The transcript has 2 exons. Gene Ontology annotation, molecular function: FMN binding. Bases 1 to 705 code for a protein of 234 amino acids. Lineage: Eukaryota; Fungi; Basidiomycota; Agaricomycetes; Polyporales; Fomitopsidaceae.
AUGGUGUCAGCUCCGCGUUGGCUCGCCGCCCUCACAACGGCCCUCGGGCUCCCUGAGAACAAAGGCCAGAUAAUGUAUCAGCUUGCAUCGGUCGAUGCGAAUGGCAAUCCUCAUGUUCGCACCAUAGGCCACCGCGGAUUCAUAGAGCCCGAGGGGUCGCCUAACCUUCCUCUUCUGAUGUGCGCGACCGACAUACGGACCCCCAAGGUCACACAGAUCCUCACAAACCCACACGUAGAGCUCAUCUGGUGGCUGUCGGGCUCGAUGGAGCAGUUCCGACUCACCGGCGUCGUUCGGCUGGUACCCCCUCCCGAUGCUCAGCUUCCCGACCUGCCUGUGCAGUCUACGGAGGCGUCGUUGGCGUUCCAGAAGAUGGAUGCGCAGGGCUUUGAGUGGGAGAAGAAACGUGUCGAGACGUACGACGUGCAACCACCCUUCUUGAGGGCAGGCUUCGCCCGCCCGCCUCCCGGGGCGAUCAUCGAGAACUACGAUGUCGGGAAGAGCUGGCCGGGUAUAGUACCGAGGGCAGAGGAUGCGCAGAAUGAGGAGGAGAAGCAGGCUUAUGAGAGGGGAUUGCGCACCUUCGCCCUGAUGUUCUUCGACCCCGUGGAGGUGGACUGGGUCCAGUUGAAGGAGAGGCCCAAUCGGAGGACGAAGUUCAUCAGGAAGGGAGAGGAGUGGUCGGAGUACAUCGCUGUACCGUGA